UAAAAAGAAAGGAGACAAUAAUGACAGCAAGCAAUGUGACAGAAAACUUUAGUAAAAUAUUUUUUUAUUCAGUUUUCUGCAUUUAUUUACAUUUCUCAAGUUAAUAUACCUGUGUUUGAUUGUGUAUAAGUAUAAGACUUGUAUCCUCAGUUUUGUUAUUCGUCAGUAUGAUAUGAAUUUGGAAAAUAGCGAUUGAGACUCGACAUGACCGACAUGGAGAUAAACGAGGCACUGUCCUCGCUGGAGAUGCUCAUGUCAGAGUUCUUCGCGCCGACGACGAGCAACUUCAGGAAGCGCGAGAUCGAAGGCAUGCUGGAGAACUUCUCCAGCCGCCGGGACUCGUGGAAACACUGCCUGCUCUUCCUACAGAAGUCACAGAACCAAUAUGUGUUGAUGUUCACAUUAACCACAUUAGAAAACAUAAUAAACAGGCAAUGGAUUAGUCUGAAUGACAAUGAGAGAACAGAAAUCCGUUUAACUCUGUGGAAUGAGUUAAUGGCUAAACAUGAGGUGAUACCAUACUUCAUAAGGAACAAGUUAGCCUCACUAAUGGUGUCUAUUGCCCGGUAUGACUGGCCACACCUCUAUCCUGACUUCUUUGAUAAUAUUGUUGAGCUGAUCCGGUGCUCUGGGCGGCGCUGUGUGCUGGGGCUGGUGCUCGCUGGCGCGGCGAGCGAGGAGUUGGGUGCCGCGCGCGACCACGGGGUGCUGCUGCCCUCCACGCGCCGUCACCAUCUCGAGAGACUCAUGCUCAAAGGCAUGCCGCAGAUGCUCAAUGCACUUGCUGCGAUAUUGGAAAAGUACGCUCAGAAGGAAGGGCAGUCGAAUCCCCCGCCAUCGCCAACUAGCGGAGUUCCUCAGACUUCUGCUCUUCCUGACUUACUCGCCAAUGCUCAUGAUGUUCAUGCUUCAGACAAGGCUCUAAACAUGGAGAUAGUAGUGAAAUGCCUGACGACCCUGCAGCACCUGUUCUCGUGGCUCCCGCUCUCCUCGCACGUGCCUCCCUCGCUCGUUACCACUGUCUUCUACUGGGGCAGCAUAGCUACGCAGUCACAGAGCAUGGAGGCGGCGCUGGCGGGACUGGGCGGCGUUUGCGAGCUGCUGUACCGGCGGUACGCGCCGCCGUCGUCGGCCGCCACGGCGCUGCGCCUGCAGCACGCCGCCGCGCGGCUGCUGCGCCACCUCGCGCACUCCACGCAGCAGCGACCCGCGCCGCCCGCCUAUCAUGAAUAUUUAAAUAAGUUAUCAGAGUUUCUAAAGUUGUUCGUGUCAUUGCAUUUCAAGAGAUUAGAAGCCGAACCAGAGUUCGAUGCCAUUGAAUUUUUAUCCUAUCUAUUCCAGUAUACAUUCCAGGUGCCCACAUGUGCAAUAUUUGUUAACUGUUUAGAUGUAUGGAUACAGUUUAUAGAUGUUUUAAAGCCGGAAGACACGGCAAAAUAUUGGGAAGCUCUUCAAGCGCUAGUCAACGGCGUGUUGAACAAGAUUCAGUUCCAACAUAACAAGGCGCAGUUACAACAUCUUGACAACGAAGUGUGCGACGACGACGGCGAGACUGAAUGGCAAACAUUCCUGAAACACUGUAUAGAGUGCAUAGCUCGUGUGGCGGAUUUAGCGCCGCUGGAUGUCUUCACAGCUGUGCUGGAGCGCUGGCAGUGCCUGGCGGGCGUGCACGCGCGCGCGGCGACGCGCGGCGGCGCGGCGGGCGGCGCGGCGGGCGGCGCGGAGGGCGAGCGCCUGCUGGCCGCGCUGCUGGACCUGGCCACGCUGACGCGCGUGCUGGGCCGCCUGGCGCCCGCGCUGCUGGCGGCCGACGCGGGCCGCGCCGCGCCGGCGCGCGCCGCGGGCGCCGCGCUGCUGGACCGCGUGGCGGCGGCGCUGGCCGGCGCCGCGCUCACCAGGCCGCACCGCGCCGCCAUGCCCGCGCCCUACGUGCAAGUGCAUGCCGAGAUGUUUGCGUGCAUGGGCGCGUGGUGCUGCUACGCCAGCGAGUGCGGCGUGCCGGCACACACCAUGGAGGGGCUGUUCUCCUCCGCCGUGCCCUUCCUGUUGCCACACGAGUUGCCCGAACCGCCGCUGCUCUGCCACGCCGCAGCGCACCUCCUACUGAGCAUGUCCAAGAAUGUGAAGUUUGUCAACGACCCUAUCCCGCUGGUUGGCGAUCUGUUCAACCAUGCGCAACGGUCGCUGCACUAUUUGGAACCAAAGACGGCGGGCGUGGUGCGCGAGGCGCUGCUGUCGCUGGCGCUGUGGCGCGUGGCGGGCGGCGGCGGCGGCGGCGAGGCGGCGCGCGCGCUGCUGGGCGCGUGGACGGCGGCGCUGCCCGCCGCCGGCGCCGCCGCCGCGCUGCCGCCGCUCACCGCGCUGCUGCACGCCUUCGCCGCGCACCCCACGCCGCACAAGCGGAUAAUAGCCGAGGGCAUUCAGGGUGCGGCGGAGUCAGCGCUGCGCAUGUUGUGCGAGCCGGGCUGCGCGGCCGAGCAGGAGCUGACGGACUUCUUCCUCGCGCUGUUCACGGCGCUGCUGCCGCAACUCGGCAACUUUGCCUACUCCGCCAUUGACGUGUUCCUUGAAGUCGCGCAAAGGGGCGGCGGCGAGUCGAGCGUGGAGCGGCUGGUGGAGUGCGUGCGGCUGGGCGUGGAGGCGGGCGGCGGCGCGGUGCGCGUGUCGCACGUGCUGGCGCUGCUGCCGCGCUGCGCGCCGCCCGCCGCGCUGGCGCCGCUCGCGCCGCCCGACGCCGCGCGCGCCGCGCACCGCCUGCUGGCCAGCGUGCUGGUGCACCGCUGGCGCUAUUUCUUCCCGACCGGCGCGGGCGCGGAGGCGGCGGGCGGGGAGGAGGCGGCGCGGCGCGGCGCCGAGCUGCGGGGCGCGCUGGCGGCGCUGGGCCGCGCGCUGCUGCAGCCCGACAUCGAGCUGCUGAGGAUCGCGCUGGCCGCGCUCGACGCGCUCAACACCAAGUGGAAGCUCUAUCAUAAGGCGGUAUUCCGGUCGGAGUUCAUGGCGGAGUUCCUGUCAGUCCUGCUAGCGGGGCUGGCCGAGGGCGGGGCGCGCGCUCUGCUCCGCGAGGAGGCGGUGUGCGCGGUGCACGCGAUGGCGGCGGUGGAUUUCCCCGCCUUCCGCCGCGCCUUCCUGCCGCACUUCCUGCGCCAGCUGCCCGGCCUCGCACCCGAGCACGUCACGCAGCUCGAAGACUUCCCGCCCGACACGGACCUGCCGACGUUCACACAGAACAUCCAGCGGCUGAUGAACGACGUGAACUGCUACCGCGCGUACAAUGCGUUGCUGCCGCCGCAACAGAUGUCAUAGCAUUCGCCCCCCGCCCACAUGAUGGUGCUGUGAUAGCCCCAUGUGAGACCCUCGCUGGGACCACGUUACCUAUGUGUGCUACAUGAAAGACACGUAUGGACCACGCUACCUAAACGUUUCGAGCCACGCACCUGUGUGUAUGAAAUAAAACACAUUCGGACCAAGCUACGUAAGCUACGUGUGAGUAGAGACUAAUUUAGACUACGGUAUGUUUAUGUGCUACUACUACAGGAGCUCGGGAACUAACUAUGUCGGUGCUCAAGCGGCUGACUCUGAAUUUGGGUGUUGAUAAUAAUAAGUUAUAAAGAAAUAAUAUCUUUUGUAAGUAAUUUCCUCUAUCAAAAACAUUGAGACUUCGUGUGUGACACAAAUUAAAAACUAAUCAAAUGACUUAAAAUUGUUAAUAAUCUUGAUGAAGUCAUUAAAAGUGAGAAAGCGUUUGCUUAUUAUAUCGAUGAUUAUAAUGCAUUUGUAAAGCAUUUUCAACUUGUUCAUAAUGGUCUUAUAGCGAAUUAUUCCCGACUUAAAUGUUCUUGUGUAGUUACUAUCGCAUUAUGUGUAGUUACUAGUCAUUAUAAGAAUCAAGUUGUUUAAAUUUAAAAAUACCUGAGGAAUGGACUGCACUAUAGAGCGUGCAACGUGAUAGCGUGAUUCAGAAGGACGCUGAUCGCGAUCCGUGUAGUGCGGGCUCAAAAGCUCAAAGUAGCCAAUAAUUAUUAGGAUAGGUUUUAAAGAAUGGGCUGCCAUUUAUAGUGUGAUUCUAAUUGUAUUUAAAAGAAAAGUAAGCGACUUUUUGUAGGUUAUACAAAAAUACGUAUUAGAACACCGUACUUAGUUUGUAAUACAACUAUUUUAACUUUUUUUCCUCAUAUCUUGUCUUUGAAAUCAUAUCAAUUGAUUGUAGAUGUAUUGUUUCUUAACUACAUUAUGAAUUUAUGACUGCAGAGUAACUACAUUUCCAUUAUGAUUGCAUGGAUUAUUUGUUUUGUGUAUUUAUCUAUCUGUAUUUUUUAAAAUACAGAUAAAUCGGUAGAGACUUAUUUGUUUUGCGUUUAGCGCGUUUUAGUUAUUGGGUGCAAUAUAAGAAAGAAUGUUUAGUUGAAAAUGUUGAAAUACAGGUGGUGACUGAAGCGAUUUUUAUAGAAAUCAAUGCAAUCUAUCUCUUUCUUCCUUUAUGUUGGUGUAUGCUAUAUUUUAAAUCUAGAAAUAAAGAAUGAGCUUAUGUUUACAAAA
This is a messenger RNA of Pectinophora gossypiella (pink bollworm), 4536 nucleotides long. It is a transcript of the gene ebo, whose product is annotated as exportin-6-A. The transcript is spliced from 20 exons. The record is from RefSeq and is a predicted model, not a curated record. Bases 205 to 3303 code for a protein of 1032 amino acids. Gene Ontology annotation, biological process: protein export from nucleus. Gene Ontology annotation, molecular function: nuclear export signal receptor activity; small GTPase binding. NCBI's taxonomy places the organism in Eukaryota, Metazoa, Arthropoda, Insecta, Lepidoptera, Gelechiidae.